CUUUGUUUACCUGUCUAGUAAUGUUUACUUAAAAAAAAAUGUCAAUAUGAAAAUGGAAAAUGAAGCUUUUUAAUUAAUAUCUAAAAUGUUGACUAAUAUUGAAAAAACAUAAAUGGAACACUGCAAUGGAAAGCCCAAACGAGCUGCUUAUGCAAGCUCUAUACAAAAACGAUUUAUCCUUAAUACAUUGCUACUUAUCCAAAGGAGUAAAUAUCAACAAAAUAUGUUCCAAUGGCAUGACAAAUUUAGGGGUAGCAGCCCAGACAGGAAAUUUAACUAUUUUAAAGACCCUUCUAGAGCACCAUUUAGCUGUAAACCUGGAUUUUAGGAAUGAGAAUGUUUGUAAACCCCAAUAUUUACAUUUAGAUACAUCAGAACAAAGACGGUACAAAAAUAUAGGAUACUUUGUAGUUUGUAAGGAUAUUGAAGAAAAUGAAUUUGGAGAUGGGCCCACUCCUGAUGGCAUGGAAGCUCUUGAGUGGGACAUGGAAGUUACAGAGGGUGAUUUUUCUAUAGAAGAUUCUAACUUAGAAGAUAGCGAACUAAACAUGUACAAAUGGUAUGCCAAUAUUCUCACCCGUACCUCAAUAUUGCUGGAUUCUCCAGAGCGUGAUUUAGCUAGAUUGGAUCGUCAUGGACAGAGUGUUUUACAUUAUGCAGUCAAUUCUGGGAAUGUCAAUAUGGUGGAAUAUCUAAUGACAAUGAUUGGAAAAGAUUUAAGUGUCAACCAAAGUGAUGCAUGUUGCUUUACACCUCUCCACAUGGCAGCAGCGAAUGGUGAUUUAGAAAUGACAAGAUGGCUGCUAAACAGAGGAGCUAAUGUGAACUCAAUAGGUGGGAGGCAUCGACAGAAUUCUCUACAUGUUGCAGUGAGAGGAGCUUUUUUAGAAGUCCUUAGGAUGCUAGUUGAAGCGGGUGGUGACGUUAAUGCCGUGGAUGUUGAGGAGCACUCAGUAUUGACAUGCGCUGUUCGCCAGGGAUGUGAAAAAACAAUUAAUUACUUAGUAAAAAAAGGGGCUCGAGUCAAUCAUGAAGAACCAGGAGGCGUAACAUCUCUAAGAUUAGCUGUUUGGGCAAACAACACGCAAGCAGUAAAAAUCUUGAUAGAAGGAGGCGCUAGAGUAAUACAUUCGCAUCACUUGGUACACGUUGCUGUAUCAAAUAAUAAUUUAGAUGUCAUAAAAAUGUUGGUAGAUUCGGGGGCUAUGAUAAAUUCUAAAGAUGAUCAAGGACAAACUCCGCUUAUGAUAGCCUGCUCUAGGAAGAAUAUCUCAAUAGCCAAAUAUCUUCUUUCGCAUGGCGCAGACGUAAAUGCUGCAAGCCACAUCGACGGCAAAACUGCGUUGCAUGUCUGUGUUCAAGACGUCAGAGAAACGAAAUGUGUUUUUCAACUCAUCGACCUUCUCGUCAACCACGGCGCAGACAUGAACGCUUCCAGCUAUCAAGGAAAUGUUCUUUUUUACUCCAUUAUUUUGGAAAAUAGGAACGCAGCCGCCGCGUUGGUACAGAGAGGCGCUGAUGUCAAUUUGAGGGACGAGAGGGCGUAUGUGGAUAAUUUAAGUUUGGCCAAAAGACACGGGGAUUUGGAUCUGGUCAAAUUAUUGGUCUAUGGAGGAUUUAAAUUGUCGGACAUGUCCUGGGACCCUCGCGCCCUAAGGACCAAAUCUCCGGAUAGAGCCUGUGAUUUUUUAGUUAAUGUCAAAAGUAACCCUCUAAACUUAAGAGAGCUUUGUAGAAUAGCAAUUAGAAAAAAAAUCGGGCCCAAACAAAUGAAAUCACGUAUUUUAGCACUGCCCCUUCCCGUUGUUUUACAACGAUAUCUCACUUUAGAGAUACUCUAAGUUUAGAUAUUAAUUCCAAAUAUUCUGGAUAAAAAAAAGUUAUUUUUUUUAUGCAAUUCCAGUUUUGAAGUUUUUUUUUUUUCACAAAAUAAAUGGAAUAUAUAAAAAAAUAUAUAUUAGUAGUUGUUAAUUUUAAAUAAUAAUUUUUCAGAAAUUUGGGAUUACAAUAAACUUAAUGAUAAUGUAUUUUAAAUUGAUCUCACAAUGGUUGGAUCAGUUACAAAAAAGAAUUUAAAAUAUGUAGUUCGUAUUUAAUAAUGUAGAGAAAUAUAGGGGACGAAAGAAAACGAUUCUUUGAC
Molecule: messenger RNA, 2140 nt
Organism: Psylliodes chrysocephalus
Lineage: Eukaryota; Metazoa; Arthropoda; Insecta; Coleoptera; Chrysomelidae
Source: the annotation of a GenBank genome assembly